CGUAGAAAGAGUAUUUUUACAAGCAAAUAUAAAUAUUCGAAAGCUUGGAUCGUCGACGUCAUUGCAAGAGAAUUUCUGAGAUGUUACAUUUGUGAUUAAGAUAAUAAUUGCCAUCAUUACAUACAUCUUGUGACAAAAUCUAUUAUUCCGUUUCCAGUGUUUCAUGUAAUAUUUUCCCAUAAAUAAUCAAUUUCGCUCCGAACGAUGUCAGACGAUGAAGAUUAUAUGUCUGAUAAAUUUCUACAAGAUACCGAACGAAAUAUCUCGUCGAGUCUUAUAUACAGACAUUCUGAUAAAAGAGAAUUUGCAUUAAUGAAGAAAAAAGCUGAAAUUCAAUCUAGAAACAAGUCAAUACAUGUAGUCGAAGCAGAAAAAAGGGAGGAAGGCUUGUCAUCUGCUAUUACCAGUGCAAAUAAAGGUUUUGAAAUGUUGAUGAAAAUGGGAUACAAACCUGGUCAAGGAAUAGGCAAGACUCAAUCAGGAAUGACUGAGCCAAUUUCUGUGGAAGUGAAAGUGGAUAGACAAGGUCUAGGCAAAACAUUAAAGAAAGAUACAUAUAAACCUAAAAAUACAAAUGCAAAAUUAAAUAAUAUGGAUACCAGAGAUUUCCGUAACAGGUUGGCCCAAGAAAAAGCGGAACAGCUGCAAAAGAUCGAUUUAUACAAAAGUCAAAAGGUGUGUCAAGAAUUGGACACUAAAGAAAACAUCGAAAAACCUGAAGAGUCAUGGUUUUGGGUAGAGAACAAAGAAGAAAAAGAAGAUGAUGAUACUCAUGACGAUAUCGAGGAUGACCAAAUUUUCAAUAAUUUAGAAAAACUUGACAUUCUUACUAAAUAUUUAAGAAAAAAAUACUUUUACUGUAUCUGGUGCGGAACGAAAUUCAACGACGAAGAUGAUUUAAGAGAUACUUGUCCGGGAAGUACAAGAAACGAUCAUUGAGUUAAAUAGAAUAUUAUAUUUAUAAUUACUUAAAUAAUAAUUAUAUUUAUAUUAUAUUAGAAAAAUGAUAUCAAUAAAUUUUGGACAUCACUAAAAACAUUCUCCAAUCUUGUCGAGCGUGUACCUCAAAACAUGAUAAACACACAACGAAAGAAUCCUAGGUAAAAUUAAAUUACUUAAAUAUAUGAUCAAUUCCAUUAUGUGAUACGCGAGACAUAAAAAACCCAUUAGCGGAUAUAAUGCAAAACAUUGAAAAAGCAAUAUUCCGGACGAGAAAAAAUCGAGUAUUGAGCAACUACUACGAACAGAAGAGUCUUUACUUCC
Molecule: messenger RNA, 1263 nt
Organism: Atta colombica
Lineage: Eukaryota; Metazoa; Arthropoda; Insecta; Hymenoptera; Formicidae
Product: G patch domain-containing protein 11
Exons: 2
Coding region: 205-939 (244 amino acids)
Cellular component (GO): kinetochore
Molecular function (GO): nucleic acid binding
Source: RefSeq, a predicted model, not a curated record